Molecule: messenger RNA, 1341 nt
Organism: Rasamsonia emersonii CBS 393.64
Lineage: Eukaryota; Fungi; Ascomycota; Eurotiomycetes; Eurotiales; Trichocomaceae
Exons: 4
Coding region: 1-1341 (446 amino acids)
Biological process (GO): regulation of intracellular pH
Cellular component (GO): membrane; vacuole
Source: RefSeq, a predicted model, not a curated record
AUGCUCUUGCCCCUUCCCGGAACACCGGACUCGUCAUGGGCGAGGUUCCGUGAGCGAUUCAAAGCCAUUUUCCACGGCGCGAAUCCCAGGGUCUGCACGGCGUUUUGGUUCUUAGGUCUAAUCAACAAUGUCCUCUACGUGAUUAUCCUUUCGGCAGCCCUCGAUCUUGUCGGCCCUGAUUUCCCCAAGGGCGUCGUGCUCCUGGCCGAUGUGGUCCCGUCCUUUGGCACCAAGCUGAUCGCGCCGUACUUUAUCCACGUCGUGCCGUACUCGAUGAGGGUGUUGAUGUUUGUGACUCUGUCGGUUCUGGGCAUGCUCGUCAUUGCUCUUACCCCUUCUUAUACCGAUGGCGGGACCAUCUCAACCAAGCUCGCGGGUGUCAUCCUCGCGAGCCUGUCCAGCGGAGGCGGAGAGCUGAGCUUUCUCGGGCUAACACACUUCUACGGACCGUUUAGUCUUGCUGCCUGGGGCAGUGGAACGGGUGCAGCCGGACUGGUCGGUGCUGGUGCGUACGCCGUUGCGACGACCUCGCUGGGCCUCAGUGUCAAGGCCACUCUGCUCGCUUCGGCAUGCCUACCGGCGAUCAUGCUUGUGAGCUACUUUGUGAUUCUGCCAAGAUUACCGCUUCACUACAGGCUACAGACCCAGUCCGGAUAUCACGCAAUUUCCGAGAGCGACGGGGAUGAGGAGGAGGAAGUACGCCAGGAGGAUCGAGUACAGGACUGGCAUGAGCGCGACGGGCUGCUGGAAAGGCCGGAACGCGCAACGGAAUACCGCAAGCCGGCAAGGACUGGCGAUGCUUUAGGUGGAUGUUAUGCUGCAUGGGCUGACAUGAUUUCAAUUGGCAGCAUGCUUCCUCUGCUGUUGGUCUACAUUGCCGAAUACACCAUCAACCAGGGAGUUGCGCCCACGCUGCUCUUCCCGCUGGAGGACUCUCCCUUUCGACAUUUCCGGGGCUUCUACCCGGCCUACAACGCCAUCUAUCAGGUUGGCGUCUUCCUGUCGCGGUCGUCGACCCCGUUUUUCCGAGUGCACAAUCUGUACUUUCCCUCGUUCCUGCAGGUGAUCAACCUGACGGUGUUGACGCUGCACUCGAUCUUUAAUUUUAUCCCGAAUGUAUAUAUCAUCUUCGCCAUUAUCUUCUGGGAAGGCCUGCUCGGGGGACUCGUCUACGUCAACACGUUCGCCGAGAUCAGUGACCGCGUACCGCCGGAAGAGCGGGAAUUCUCUCUGGCAGCUACGACGGUGAGCGACUCGGGGGGGAUUUGCAUUGCGGGGUUUCUGGGGAUGGCAUUUGAGGUGUGGCUGUGCCGGUGGCAGUGGGUAAUAAUGAACCUAUAA